Molecule: messenger RNA, 898 nt
Organism: Biomphalaria glabrata
Lineage: Eukaryota; Metazoa; Mollusca; Gastropoda; Planorbidae
Exons: 5
Coding region: 1-774 (257 amino acids)
Source: RefSeq, a predicted model, not a curated record
AUGGAUCCUGGAUUCUGUUCCCUUCAUUGUUUUGAUGACUGUAACAGCGCCACCUACAGCGAGCAACACGGGACUUGCACCACCUUCAAAGAAAAGUUCUAUGAUCCUAGCGUUCAGUGGGCUAAAGAUCAGAGCUGGUGUAUGCUGUAUAGAAAGGAACCAAUUCAAUACGGAGAGUGGACACUUGCUUUCAGGGCACAAAGUGGGAUCAAUAUUUCUUUCUACAAUCUCUGGGAAACGAAUGGUUACCAUAAUGACCUAUCAUUGUCCAGUGACUAUCCUAUUGGUUGUUAUCGAAUGGACAACCUCGAGACAUGCACAAGACAUUUCCGAAGCUCAGUUUUGGACAACUGGACAAAUAUUGACAAGGUUCGAGUCUCUUUGUUUACUGACGGUGUUCAGGCUGCGUACAUGGUCUUCAACGGAACCUCCACCAACAGACAGUCUUGGUACAGUCAGAAGCUAGUUAUAGACUCAUCAUGGACCUCACUCAAGAACGAUAACGCCGUAGCUCACUUUGAUUUCUUAGGAGCCCCUGACCCAGAGUCGAAUCGACCCAUGUCUAUAUUUAAUGCAUACGAUAUCUGCACCACUGAUACAAUGUAUUUCAUGGUGAUGGACAAAUUCAACGAUGGAUGUUUAUCCACCUGGUCUUUGGUCAUCACAAAGUUUCCAGCCUUUGUGUAUUCUGGCUUGAAUCAUAUGGUCACCCUCGCUGGACAAGAUUACAAGAUUGCUGAUGUUAUGGCGAUUUUCGUUUCUUUAGCUACAUGAGAUCUUGCAAGAGGAAUAAAUCGUCUCUCGAGACAUGCCAUGCCAAAGUGAAAAUAGUGAAUUUUAAAACUAACUAGGAGCCAAGAUCAAAUGUUUUCAACACUUUACCAAGAAAUGUAGCAAA